Molecule: messenger RNA, 2388 nt
Organism: Malania oleifera
Lineage: Eukaryota; Viridiplantae; Streptophyta; Magnoliopsida; Santalales; Ximeniaceae
Exons: 1
Coding region: 262-2214 (650 amino acids)
Molecular function (GO): protein binding
Source: RefSeq, a predicted model, not a curated record
AGCCCAGCUGACCGAAUCAUUGCCCCGGCCCUCCUAACUUGCGCCCUCGCCUGAAAAUUCGGGUUUUCUUGCCCUAAUCGCCGGAAACACACUCCCUUUCAACCCCAUCUCUACGCUAUAUCUCCGGAUUUGAACCUGUAAGAUUCGUCAAAAUCCUCCUGAGAUUUUCAGCUCAGAUCGUCGAACGAAGGAUCGUCGCCUGCUGCGAUGAUGGAGCUUUGAGAUUUUUUUUUUAAUUAUUAUUAUUAUUUGGCAUCUCCCAUGGCGGAUUCCGACAAAGGCAAGUUUCUUCUGCUCUGUUUGCUGUUCUUCCUAUUUGUUUCUCCUCCUGUUUCUAGAGUCUCUGCGAUCUCUGGCUCGCAGGAGCUGGAGCCUGAGAAACGUGAUUCCGGCGAACUUGAUCGCUACCUGGUCCAGCUACAGAAGCUCGAAGAAAUUGUAAGAAACCUUAGUGAGCUAGUAGCCAGGUUAGAGUCGCAAUUAAUGUUGGAGUCUCCGAAGAUGCGACUUUUGGCUGAGAAGCAGAGUCAUGAAAUUGCGCCUUUAGGGAAGGGGAUUGAUGGGGCAAAUAUUGACACCGGUGACGGGAGAUCCGUUGACGUUGCGGAAGCUGAGGGUGUUGAUGGUAAGAUGCGGGACAGGGGAAGAGGAAAGCCGGUUUCGGUGACAAAAUACAGUCCAUUUUGGUCGGAGAGGUUUCAUUUUUUGUCAGCCGUGAGGUUGGACUCCGAAGCCACAUGCAUUAAUGUUUUGCCGUUUCGAGAUUACGACGGGCUUAGUAAGUAUGUUGCAGUUGGGGAUGAGCAAGGAAGGGUUUUUGUGUUCUUGCGGAAUGGAGAUGUGGCUGUCGAGUUUCACACGUUUUCGGAGUCGCCCAUUACGGCGAUGCUUUCUUAUGUUUCUGUUUAUAAGAAUGAGAGUUUGGUGGUUACUGGUCACAGAAAUGGUGUCAUACUGAUGCAUAGGGUUUGGGAAAGGUCGAACGGGGAGGAGUGGGGUUCUCUUCAAAUGGAGAGUGUUGGGCAUUUUGAUGAUUUUGAAAUUGGGGAAGAUGGGUUGGCUAUAAGCAUCUUGGAAGUGCACCAUGUGGGGAGAGUGAGGUACAUUUUGUCUACCGAUGCUGCUGGACGGAUUAGGGUUUUCAGGGAGAAUGGAACGGUCUAUGGCUCGGCUAUGCCAUCGAGUCGGCCACUUGCAUUCUUGAAGCAAAGGCUGUUGUUUCUGACAGAGGAUGGUGCAGGGUCAUUGGAUCUGAGAACCAUGAGAAUUAAGGAGUCUGAAUGCGAAGGUUCGAAUCAUUCUCUUGCCACGAGCUAUGUUUUUGAUGCUGCAGAGCGGUCAAAAGCAUAUGGGUUUACAUCCGAGGGCGAUUUGAUUCAUGUGUUAUUGUUAGGUGACAUUAUGAACUUCAAAUGCAGGGUUAGAUCAAAGAGGAAGCUUGACAUGGCUAAGCCUCUUGCCUUUCAGGCAAUUAAAGGAUAUUUGCUUGCUCUUAAUGAGGAGAAAGUCUCAGUAUAUAAUGUUUCAUCCCAGCAUUACGUUAGGGCUAUUGGGCCUCGGUUGCUUUUCUGUGCUGGCCUCGAUGAAAUCAGAUCAUCAUUCCUCAAUUAUCUGGUGACGGAUGAGGAUGUCCAAAGAAGAAAAGGGUUACCAUUGAUAGCCAGUGAUCGGGAAAAGCUUUUGGUUCUCAGCCUUGGGGAUGGGUAUGUAAGGAUCUAUCGUUCUAAUCUUCCUGUAUUUAAGGGUGAAUUUAGUACAAUGCUAUGGACCAGCCCUGUGUUGUUCUUCAUUCUUUUUCUGUUUGGAGCUUGGCAAUUCUUUGCAAAGAAGAAAGAAGUACUUACUUCAUGGGGACCAGACGAUCCUUUUAGCUCCACAUCAGCAGUUAAUGGAGGAGCUCCAAUGGGAACAGGCUCUGGUGAUAGAUCUUUUGCGGAGUCGUCUUCUAGAGGUUCCGAUAUAAUGGAUUUGAGAAGUGGUGGUCUUAGGGGUCCAUCCAGAAGGUAUGUCUCUCCAUCUCAAUAUCCUGGCGGAGCAGCCAGUUCUUUUAGGCCUCCUGCUGCUGAUCAUAACUCUAGACUUACUUCUGUUGAUCCCAAUUUUAGAACAGCUUCCGAGCUGAAAUUUAGGGGUUCAAAUCUAGAAUCAACAGGUUUUCCAAAGAGAAGAGAGAGUUUGUUUUCAAACACUCAAGUUGUGGACGAUGGCAAUUGACUUGUAAAAUCAAUUGGCAUGAACUUUUACUUCAGGAGUUCAGAGUACUAAAAUUUUAUCCCUACUGCUUAUUUGGCACAGAGCAUCCAUUUGACUUGUGAUAGUUGUAGCUUUGUAACUUUAGUUGCAUAAAAAAAGGGAAAUAAUGAGAAUUUUAAGCAUUUUUUUUUGUUA